AAUUCCGAUUAAAAUUGUUAAAAUCGAGUUGGGAGUUCCAUACACAAAAUCCAAAUCGAGUUGAAUUCGCAGGUAACAACGUACAGGUUUCUGAUUUCAUAUUCACAUUGUCGGAUCAUUAGGUGGUUUGUGUUGACCUAACCCAUUUUUGGUUUGGGGUGAAAAAUCCUGGAUUCGUCACUGUAUAAUAUGGGGGGGUCUUCAUAAUAAACAUACAACGCGUUUCUUCUACUAAUCGGAAGCAGCCAGAAAAUGCACCAUUUAUCAACACCGUCGUCACUGAUGCUCCGCCGCUUUUGCUGUUUGGCAACGCCUUCCUUUUCGUCUUCUGCUGCUGCUGUAUUUUCUACUUCUGUUGCUUCUCUCACCCCUCCUUCCGGCAGGAAGAAAAAACUCGUUUUCUUGGGGUCUCCAUCGGUCGCUGCUUCUGUUCUGGAGACUCUUCUAGACGCGUCAUCUGCUUCUAAUUCUAUAUUUGAGGUUGCAGCUAUUGUUACUCAGCCGCCAUCAGGAAGAGACAGGGGAAGAAAGGUUUUGCCAUCUCCUGUUGCACAGCAUGCUCUUCAUAGAGGUUUCCCUGCAGAUCUCAUUUUCACACCUGUUAAAGCCAGUGAGGAAGCAUUUUUGUCUGACUUUAGAGCACUUGAGCCAGAACUUUGCAUUACCGCAGCAUAUGGAAAUAUAUUACCAACCAAGUUUUUAAAGAUUCCAUCAUUAGGGACUGUAAAUAUACACCCAAGUUUGCUGCCUUUAUACCGUGGAGCAGCUCCUGUUCAGAGAGCUUUGCAGGAUGGAGUUAAAAAGACCGGAGUAUCAUUAGCAUUCACUGUCCGAGCUCUAGACGCUGGGCCCAUUAUUGCACGUGAAGAAAUCGAAAUAGAUGACAAUAUUAAGGCUCCAGAAUUGCUUGAUCUGCUAUUUGCACAAGGUUCUAAACUUCUAAUUCAAGAGCUUCCGUCUAUAUUUGACGGGUCUGCAAUGACAAAAGCUGAAGCGCAGGAUGACUCAAAAGCCACUUUAGCUCCAAAGAUAAGUCAAGAGGAGUCAUGGCUGUCUUUUGACGAAGAAGCUUCAGUUCUACAUAAUAAGGUGCGGGCUUUUGCAGGUUGGCCCGGAACCCGAGCUAGAAUUCUUGUAAUCGAUGAAAAGAGUGAUAAACGCAGCGAGCUUGAGCUCAAAGUUAUCACUUCAAGGGUUUAUCGGGGUAGUGAUGUUCAGAGUAGUGAAGAUGACGAGGUUACCUUUAGGAAAGGGUCACUGAUCAUACCAUGUGGCCGGAACACAGCUCUUGAGAUCUUGGAAGUUCAGCUGCCAGGUAAGAAAGUGGUGAAUGCAGCUGCAUUUUGGAAUGGUUUGAGAGGUCAAAAGCUGAAGAAGUUGACUAGUUGAAGUUGUAGAAGCAAAUUUUUUUUAAUCUAAAAGUAGGUUUAAAGACUUCAAUAAAAGAAGCAUUUUUUUAUUCAUUCAUAAUUUUAUUGUCUGAUUUUCUUAUACUUUUGUUGGAAAAAUUAAAAUGUGUUUUCCUAUACCAGUUCUUAUACAUUUUCCUA
Helianthus annuus (common sunflower) is the source of this 1550-nucleotide messenger RNA. RefSeq names its product methionyl-tRNA formyltransferase. The record is from RefSeq and is a predicted model, not a curated record. Gene Ontology annotation, biological process: biosynthetic process; conversion of methionyl-tRNA to N-formyl-methionyl-tRNA. Lineage: Eukaryota; Viridiplantae; Streptophyta; Magnoliopsida; Asterales; Asteraceae. Gene Ontology annotation, molecular function: methionyl-tRNA formyltransferase activity. The transcript is spliced from 11 exons. Bases 253 to 1389 code for a protein of 378 amino acids.